UAUCUCCUCUUCGUUGUUAAACAGAAAAGUAGGUUAUAAAUGGCAGUAGACUGAUACGGCAAUAAAAGUUUGCACAUUUAGUACUUUCGAAGACCUCUUAGGAUGCAGAACAACCAACAAUAGUGAUUUCAGUGUUUUUUGCACGUCACGUAUUUACAAUGGCCACAAUAAAUCCCACUUAUAUUAAUAAAAGUCGCUUCUGGAUAGAUGGAAUACAGACGAUCGCAUUGGUUUCAGAUGUUUUCAUUUUCAUAACUGGCGGUUUCCAUUUAGCCGUCAGCGUUGGCUGGAGCUAUAUCGUCUACAGUUUGCAUUUUUAUUACUGCUGGUUUAUUGGUGUGGCGAUCGGUUGCAUACUUGCGCCAUUGCUUAUCAACUGGAAGCGCCGAAGGUUAUUUAUAUUCUCGCCCAUAUUAUUGGUGAUUGUCUCGGCCAUCGUUACAAUAUCCGCUUGUAAUAAUACGAAUGCACUCAUCGCCGCACGCUAUUUAAAUGGCAUCGCCAUCGGUCUCACCACCGUUUCGUUCAUCAUACAUGCCAGUGAAAUCGCAUCGGAGCAUUCUCGCGGUUACUGCUUGUGCCUGGAGCAAAUUGGCUUAGCCUGUGGUGCGUAUGUGCAAAUGCUCUACACUGGCUACUGGAGUAGUGAAGUGGAUUUCAAUCCCUAUUGUCUACAAGGCAUAUUUUGCAUAGUUUUCGGUGUAAUCGCGUUGAUGUUUACAUUCACUUCAAUCGACUCGCCGGUUUUGCAUUUGCGCCACGGCGAUGAACCGGAAGCUCUCAAUUGCAUUGUACGGCUCUAUCGUCCACCCGUUAUGAGUAAUGCGAAACAAGUGAUAUUUAACAAGCUCAAGGAAUAUGUCACCAUGAAUGAGUCCAUGUCGCUGGGGCAGUGUUUUAUGCAGAGUUUGGGCCCACUACUGAGAAUUUUACCUUAUCGUUGUAUGCUUUCGUUUAUCGUCGCACUACCGAUUGUGGAAACUUUCCAAUGGUCCGAAGGUGUAAGCACCGCUGGCUCUGUAAUCAAUUGGCCACCUACUCUUUACGGUUUGCUAAGCGCCUUAGGUGUGUUGGUCACAUUUUCGAUAAUCGAAGCUAUUGGCCGCAAAGCGGUGAGCUUGUUUUCACUAUUAUGUGCGGCUGGUAUGACGAUCGGUGUUGGUAUUAUCUUCAAUGAUACUAUAGCUCUUAUAAAUUCUACGAAAAUGGCGACUGCAUGCGCUUUACUGAUGAUUGCGCAACUUUUUGGUGGUAUCUUUGCGCCUAGCACAACGGUUUAUAUGGGUGAGGCAUUCCCGUUACGUCUGAAGCGUUAUUUCAUAGCAUUUACCGUUCUUGUACAAUAUAUGGUGGAUCUGAUCAUUGUAUGUACAUUCACCUUCUCGCCGGACAAUGUGUUCGUCUAUUGCCUUGUCACGGGGGUGCUAAUGUGUGUGGCUUGCCUAAUAUUUGCUUUUACUAUGCCAGAAACCAGGAAGACUACUUUGCUGGAGACACAACAACUAUUCUCGUAUGGACUGCAUUUGAGGUUCUAUUAAAUAUUUUGUAUAAUAAUGCAAACUAUAUGAAUAUUUGGAUAUAUGCAUGUAUGUAUUGUAUAAACAUAGGUUUAUAUUCUGCACAAUAUACAAAUUUUGCCGUGAUACAGCAAAAGCCAUGACUAAUUUAAAUAAAUAAGUGUUUUAUUUCAAAAA
This is a messenger RNA of Bactrocera oleae (olive fruit fly), 1694 nucleotides long. RefSeq lists its product as uncharacterized. Gene Ontology annotation, biological process: transmembrane transport. Gene Ontology annotation, molecular function: transmembrane transporter activity. Gene Ontology annotation, cellular component: membrane. Lineage: Eukaryota; Metazoa; Arthropoda; Insecta; Diptera; Tephritidae. The record is from RefSeq and is a predicted model, not a curated record.